Messenger RNA from Solanum stenotomum, 893 nucleotides. Its product is annotated as DNA-directed RNA polymerase V subunit 7-like. NCBI's taxonomy places the organism in Eukaryota, Viridiplantae, Streptophyta, Magnoliopsida, Solanales, Solanaceae. The record is from RefSeq and is a predicted model, not a curated record. The transcript has 2 exons. Gene Ontology annotation, biological process: DNA-templated transcription; DNA-templated transcription initiation. Bases 115 to 657 code for a protein of 180 amino acids. Gene Ontology annotation, molecular function: single-stranded DNA binding; single-stranded RNA binding.
UUCAACCCGCCCAUUUGCCACCACUAAUCACUAAUUGAGCUGAACCCAAUUGUAAAGUUCCCGUACCUCACUAUCUCCGUCUCCAACAGUGCCGUCCACCAAAGGUCCUUUAAAAUGUAUGUGAAAUCUCAGUUGUCAUGGAAUGUGAUAAUCCCUGCUGAGAACCUUGAUGUUGAAGGCUUAAUGCUUCAGAAGGCAAUUGUUAUUCGCCUCAUGGAUGACUUUGCUUCCAAGAAGGCUUCAAAAAAUCUUGGUUACUUUAUGGCUCUCACUUCAUUGGAGAGGAUUGGAGAAGGGAAAGUUCGAGACCACACUGGUGAUGUGCUUUUCCCUGUGGAAUUCAGCUGCCUUACCUUCAAGCUAUUCCGUGGAGAGAUCUUGGAAGGGGUUGUUGACAAGAUCUUGAAGCACGGGGUCUUCUUGAGAUGUGGCCCCACCAACAAGGUAUACCUCUCUCAUCAGAAGAUGGCGGAUUACAAGUAUGUGCCUGGAGAAAAUCCUAUCUUUAUGAAUGAGAAGAUGUCAAGAAUUGAGAAACACACUGUGGUGCGUUUCAUCGUGUUUGGAGCAAGGUAUGUGGAGGCGGAGAAGGAAUUCCAAGCAGUUGUGAGCUUGGAGGGUGAUUACCUCGGACCCAUCUCACAAGCUGUUUCUUAGAUUUCUGUGAACAACUGUGAUUGGCUCAUUUCAGACAUAGACCAGUGACAUGUAAAAAGCUAACGUCUGUAGCAAUAUCUGUGUUUAGUACUGUUUUGAAUUGAAUGUGACAUUUUUUGUUGAUGUUGCUGACCUUCUCUUUAGUGUCUUUGGUUGCUUAAGCCCUCAAGUGGUCAUGUAAAUGUUUCAAGGCAUAGCAUGUCUUCAGAGAUACAUUUACUUGUUAAGGUGAUAAA